UUCAGCCAAUAACGCACCAUUUGCUACUAUUUCAUUUCUGUGUGUCUAGAGAUCUGCCAAUGUCUCGGACACUGUUCUCAUGAAUUCACCUAAAAAUCCAGAUCAAAGACGGCAAUCGGCAGUCAUGCUCAUCUCAAGGAGGCUGCUUCAAUAUUCGGAAUGUUCUCGUUGAGCACCGGAGGACGACUCAUGCAUUUUUCUGUCGUGAUCCUUCCAGUCUACAACCUCACGGAACUCAGCAGCAGCUCGUUUAUCGAACACUACCGAGCAUCGCAUUAUGGCCACUCUCACAUCGGUACCGCCUCUUAGAUCCCCAAUGCAAAAUGGCUUCAGCACUGAGGACUCUCCAGUGCAGAGCAGUGCUGCUUCCAUCAGUGGCAGAUCGACACACAGCACCAAAAGCGCAUUGCUCGAGGACAUCAAGCAUGAGAUCAUGGUCAGCCACCUCUAUCAAAAACAAUGCUCGCAUCUUUGGAUUGGAGACGGCAGCGGAGAACGUGAAGGCGUCCUACUACGCAAAUCGAGAGGCCAAUACCUCGCAUGCCCGCAGGCACUUCUUGACUCAUACUUUGCCGAAGCAUGUGCUCAACUCAAUGUACAGGUUGCCAUGACGGUGAACUCGCGGGUCAUCAAGACGUUUCUCGCAUGGGCUCCUGACACCACCGAUGUUCCGCUGAUGGAUGGCCUGCGUGUGCAAAUCCUGCCUACCAUACAGGACCUCCCUCGAGCGCGAAAGUAUCAGUAUGCAGCGUUCGUCGCCUCAGAGUCACUCUUGGUGGUAUGGGACGACGAGGCUGCCAACGUGGUGAAGAGAGCGGCCAGCAUUGAAGCACAAUUGAUGGAGCUGGUCUGGCACACCGCCGAAUCUGGCGAGAGUGAAGACGUCUCCAACGAGAAAGGCGGCAAAGUCAACAUCAACAUGGACUCUGAGCUCGGGGGAACGGUCACUGACAGCCGGGCAACCAACCUGAUGAACACGGUUCUUGUGGCCUUUACGCUGAUCAUUGUCAUCGUCCUGCUCGGUCUGGCAUGUCAGUCUCUUGCCGUCGAGAUUUCCGUUGACAAGUCGUACUUACGCCUUGCAUUCCUGUCGCUAGUCCCCAUACAGAUUUUCUUUACAUUGUUCUUCGCCCAAGUCAUCGUCGGCUGCGUGGCACAGUGCAUAGGGCCCGUCCGACAAAUGCAAGUGAACUCAAAAUACUUCUCCGCCAAAUGUUCUCCUCGCCUACGCACACCAACCCUCCCACACGUCACGGUCCAAUGCCCCGUUUACAAAGAAGGCCUGUCCUCCGUCAUCGCACCAACGGUCCGCUCAAUCAAGCAAGCCAUAUCCACAUACGAACUCCAAGGCGGCACAGCCAACAUGCUCAUCAACGACGACGGCCUUCAGAUCAUCGACGAAGACGAGCGUCAAGCCCGCAUCGAUUUCUACGCCGACCACAACAUCGGCUGGACGGCCCGCCCUAAACACGGCAGCGAAGGAUUCAUACGCCGCGGCAAAUUCAAAAAGGCAUCGAACAUGAACUACGGCCUCAUGCUGUCGUGUAAAGUCGAGGACAAACUCCGCCAACUCGACCGGCCGUCAACCUGGACUCAAGCCGACGAAUUAGCCGCAUACGAAGACUGCCUGCGCCAAACCCUCGACGAAACACCCCGUGCCUGGGCCGCCGGCAACAUCAGGAUAGGCGACUACAUCCUCCUGAUCGACAGCGACACACGCGUCCCCACAGAUUGCCUCCUCGACGCGGUCAGUGAAAUGGAACACUCCCCCAACGUCGGCAUCAUGCAAUUCGCAAGUGGCGUCAUGCAAGUCGUCCACACAUUCUUCGAGAAUGGCAUCACAUUCUUCACCGAGAUGGUCUACACGGCGAUCGAGUACACCGUUGCCAACGGCGACGUAGCACCCUUUGUCGGACAUAACGCUAUUCUGCGCUGGAGCGCCAUCCAGCAAGUCUCGUACAUCGACGACGACAACUACGAGAAAUUCUGGUCGGAAUCACAUGUCAGCGAGGACUUCGACAUGUCUCUUCGUCUCCAGUGCGACGGGUACAUUAUUCGCCUUGCGUCCUGGGCGCACGGCGGGUUCAAAGAAGGUGUCAGUCUGACGGUGUACGACGAACUAGCGCGUUGGGAAAAGUACGCUUACGGAUGUAAUGAGUUACUCUUCCACCCGCUGCGACAAUGGAUAUACCGGGGUCCAUUCACAGAGUUGUUCCGCAGGUUUCUGUUCUCGAAUAUCCGGUUCACCAGCAAGAUCACAAUCAUCAGCUAUAUUGGCACGUACUACGCCAUUGGGGCUGCAUGGAUCAUGACGCUGGCCAAUUACUUUGCUAUCGGCUGGUUUAAUGGGUACUUGGACAAGUACUACAUUGACAGCUGGAAAGUGUGGUUCAGCAUUGUCAUUGUGUUCAAUGGUCUGGGCAACAUUGCACUGGCGGUCAUGCGCUACCGAAUUGGACAGAAGUCGUUUAUCGCCGCCCUGCUGGAGAAUUUUAAGUGGAUUGUCAUGCUUUCGAUCUUUCUGGGUGGAUUGUCACUACAUGUCUCGCAGGCUUUGUUGGCGCAUAUGUUUGAGAUCGACAUGUCGUGGGGUUCCACGAGUAAGGAGGCUGAGUUCAGCAAUUUCUUCAUCGAGGUGCCAAAGGUGAUUCGCAAGUUCAAGUUCAGCAUUGCUUUUGCCUUGGUGGGUAUUCUGGGUAUGAUUGUGCUGGCGACGAAUCCGGGCGGGUUUGUUCCUUAUGAUUGGGUGAUUGCGGAUUUCAUUGCGAUAUUGCCCAUGAGCACUGUCACGGCGAGUCAUUUGUUGUUGCCGAUCGUGUUGAAUCCGGCAUUGAUGACAUUCUCUUGGUGAUGCAUGAAAUAUGCCGAGCGAUCAUACGGGUGUUUGUUGGUCUCAUGGAUAGCCAGAUGAAUAAUGCUAAUAUUGGAGUACUUCAACCCGGACGGGCUUG
Exophiala viscosa is the source of this 2951-nucleotide messenger RNA. RefSeq names its product glycosyl transferase family group 2-domain-containing protein. The transcript has 3 exons. The record is from RefSeq and is a predicted model, not a curated record. The coding region runs from base 278 to 2851 and encodes 857 amino acids. Lineage: Eukaryota; Fungi; Ascomycota; Eurotiomycetes; Chaetothyriales; Herpotrichiellaceae.